AUUUUAUUUGUGAUGAGAGGUUUCUUUGCCAUAUCAAGAGCUUUUAUUGCUCCUGUUGCAAAAUAAACUUUUAAUUUCUCUACCCAAUAGUCAAAAAUAUAAAUGAGAAUGUAUUUUAAAUUUGAACUAUUAUAAGAGUCAUUAACAAAAUAAACGACCUUAUUAGACUAUCAUCUACUAUGUCUAGUUUACGUAUUGCUAAUUAAUAUGAUUUAACAUUAUUUUCAUUAUUAGAGGAGGCUUAAGGUAAUAUUUAAGAUUUCAUAUUAUUAGGUAAAUUUAUAGUUAUGAAUUUUAAGAUGACUCGACUGACUUGGAUAAUAGACAAAUUGGUUUACAUUUAGGAUCUACAGUUUCCAUAUGAUGUGUAAAACAUUAUUAUUAAAAAUAUUACCGAUCUUUAU
Paramecium primaurelia is the source of this 404-nucleotide messenger RNA. Lineage: Eukaryota; Ciliophora; Oligohymenophorea; Peniculida; Parameciidae. The record is from the annotation of a GenBank genome assembly.